Molecule: messenger RNA, 775 nt
Organism: Notodromas monacha
Lineage: Eukaryota; Metazoa; Arthropoda; Ostracoda; Podocopida; Cyprididae
Source: the annotation of a GenBank genome assembly
CUCCCAAGAGAACUGGCCAUAAGCAAGUCCAUCAACCACCAAAACCUUGUCAGAGCCAGACAAGUUGUGGACUUGGGUGAAAUGGUGUUUGUUUUCAUGGACUAUUGCCCUCAGGGAGAUUUACUUGAGCACAUUCAGAAGCAUGGCCCCAUUCUUGAGAAGGAUUCCAAAUACAUGUUUUGGCAAAUUCUUCAGGCCAUGAAGUACUUGCAUGGAAAAGGAAUAGCACACAGGGACAUAAAAUGUGAGAAUGUGCUUAUGCAUCAGAACAGCACAGUGAAACUAACAGACUUUGGAUUUGCAAGAGGAUAUGUCAACAGGGUCACUGGCCAACCAGCUCUGAGUAGAACAUUCUGUGGAAGCAUGGCUUAUGCAGCACCUGAAAUACUCCAAGGUUUACCAUACUACUCAGACAAAUACGACAUGUGGUCUUUGGGUUGCAUGUUGUUCAUCAUGAUCACAGGCAAAAUGCCCUUCAGUGACAAAGACCCCAACUAUCUCCUCCAACAACAGAUGAACAAAAGUCUGUUCUUCCCUGUAAUGACCUAUGUACCUGGAAGCUGCAAAAAACUCAUCAGAGAACUCUUGAAUCCAAAACCAAGUGAGCGGCCAGAUGUCAACCAAGUGCUGAAUACAACAUGGCUGAAAAUGUUCAACAGCUGGAGUUGAUCACAAGAUCAAAUUGUUUGAAUUAACCUUUUGUGAGGAAAUUUUUUUUAUUUCAUUACGUCCUCUCUUCUGCAUUCAGAAAUAUAACACCUUUUGAUCUAGCACA